AUGAUGGUCUUGUUAACUGAGACCAUGGGGGAUGGAAAUUACUCGAUGGUGUCUGAGAUUGUGUUGUUGGGACUCACCAGUUCUCUGGAGAUACACCUUGUCCUUGUUCUGGUUUUCUCUAUGUUCUACAUGGCAGGCAUACUAGGAAACCUCCUCGUUGUGCUCACAGUGAUUUCUGACUCUCAUUUACAUUUUCCCAUGUACUUCUUACUGGCCAACCUCUCCUUCAUUGACAUGUGGGUUUCCUCCAUCACAGUCCCAAAGAUGAUUUCUGAUCUUUUCAAGGAGAGAAAGGUAAUCUCUUUUCAAGGCUGCAUUACUCAGAUGUUCUUCAUUCAUGUUAUUGGGGGAACAGAGAUGGUGCUGCUUACUGCCAUGGCCCUUGACCGGUACAUUGCUAUUUGUAGGCCUCUCCAUUACCUGAUCAUCAUGAACUUUAGAACAUGUGUUUUACUCUUGAUGGGGGCAUGGACCAUUGGGAUCAUGCACUCACUGAUUCAAACUGUAUUUGUUGCAAACCUCCCAUUCUGUGGCCCCAAUGAAGUGGACAGUUUUUACUGUGAUCUUCCUCGAUUUAUUAAGCUUGCCUGCACUGUCACUUACAGAUUGGAGUUCAUGGUCACUGCCAACAGUGGCUUUAUCUCUCUAGGAACUUUUUGCAUUUUGAUUAUCUCCUAUGUAUUUAUCUUGGUCACUGUUUGGCAACAUUCUUCAGAUGGCUUGUCCAAAGCCCUUUCUACACUGUCAGCUCACAUCAUAGUGGUAAUCUUAUUUUUUGGACCAUGUAUCUUUGUAUAUUCAUGGCCAUUCCUCACAGUACCUGUAGAUAAAUUCCUUGCCAUUUUUGAUGUAAUAAUUACCCCAUUUCUGAACCCUGUCAUCUACACUUUUAGGAACAAAGACAUGAAGAUGGCAAUAAGGAGGAUAUUCAGCCAAAUGUUGAGUUUCCCAAAACUGCUUUAA
This is a messenger RNA of Jaculus jaculus (lesser Egyptian jerboa), 963 nucleotides long. Its product is annotated as olfactory receptor 4F15-like. The record is from RefSeq and is a predicted model, not a curated record. Gene Ontology annotation, molecular function: G protein-coupled receptor activity; olfactory receptor activity. Gene Ontology annotation, biological process: G protein-coupled receptor signaling pathway. Lineage: Eukaryota; Metazoa; Chordata; Mammalia; Rodentia; Dipodidae. The transcript is spliced from 2 exons. Gene Ontology annotation, cellular component: membrane. The coding region runs from base 1 to 963 and encodes 320 amino acids.